Molecule: messenger RNA, 4467 nt
Organism: Zalophus californianus (California sea lion)
Lineage: Eukaryota; Metazoa; Chordata; Mammalia; Carnivora; Otariidae
Gene: LAMP1
Product: lysosomal associated membrane protein 1
Exons: 8
Coding region: 2418-3617 (399 amino acids)
Cellular component (GO): membrane
Source: RefSeq, a predicted model, not a curated record
UAGCAAGCCACGUCAUGGGAGAAAAUACAGUACUGGGAGGUAGCACAUUCAGAAUAUAUUUUUUAAAAACACUUAGAAUUCACAAAAAGCAAUAAACCAUUUUUAAAAACUAGGACAAAGUUUAAACAGACACUUAACCAAGGAAGAUACGUGAAUGGUGAUGCACACGAAAGGAUCUUUUCAUCUUGCUAGUCCUCAGGAAAACACAAACUAGUCACGAGAGAAUUGCACGGCUAUCGGAAAGACCGUUGAUACCAGGUGUCGACAAGGACGUUGGUACGGAUGGAAAAGCGUCCGACAGUUUCUUCUUAAACAUGCAUUCCCUGAUGACCCAGCUUUUCCACUCCGACAUAUUUACCCAAGAAAUGAAAGCCUUGUCCACCCAACGAUGUGGUUUUGAUUGUUCACCGCAGCUUAACUGGUAACAACCCAGGUGUCCUUCUGCAGGUGCACAGGUGAACUCCUGGUCUUGCUGCGGGAUCCACCCCAGCCUCUCUGAGCACCACCCUGAGUUACAAAUGUUGAACUAUCUCUGUGUUGACUUCAAUUCCCGCUGUGUCUUGCACUAUUAGGAAAGGGCUCUGGUUAACCACAUUUCAUUUCUCAAACAAGCAUAGGCCCUAGGUAACACCACCCCCGACCCCAGGGCCCACAGACCACGACCAGGUGAGCGUGUCACUGGGAACAUGAGCUUAACUGAAGUUACGCGGUUACUCCUGCUGCAAAUGCCUUGGGACUGGGUGAGUUACUCUGCUUUCCAAGAAAGUAAAUGUUUUGGUUCUUUUUUUUUAUGAGAGAGUUCCUUUUUCAUAACCAUCUAAAAGGAAUACUGCCGUGGUUGGAGCACUUCAAGUAAUCUAUGGAAAGGAAGUUGUCAGAGAUGUGCACGAGGCAGACGCGUAACCUUUCAGUGGCUUUAUUUUAAACAGCAGAAGAGUACCAGCACCCAACGUGUCCUAAAGGAGAGGGCUGGUCUUCACAAGUGCUGCGUGACAGGACUCACGCUUCCCUCCCCACUUGAGAGCACACGUUUCACUUGAAAGUUGAGUUUCCUACUUUGCUGACGUGUUCCUAACUUACCCUAUAAUUUACACUUCUACACUUUUCCAGCCACGAUUUACUUGCCUUUUGUACCAUUAAUAAACCAAAAUAAAUAUUCCUGAGGUAAACGGGUAAGAGAACUGGGAAAGAGAAGUGAAAAAUCUUGUCUCCUGGUAGUAAAUGAGAGGAGCGGGGCACAGACCCAGCUGUGACCGUGAGCGGCACCGCGGAGCGCCCCGCCUCCUCGCGGGCCCAGUGCUGGCAAACCUCACCUUUCUGCGGGUGUCUGCCAGCUAGUUCUUGGGCAAAGGAAAAAUGACGGAUACCUUGCGCGAAACAAAAAUAUGAACAAAUGAUCCAGCCUGUGUGAUGAACGACCAGGCAAAAGAAAAUGCCAUGCCCUUUAACGGUUGCUGGUGGGGGUAUAAACUGCCAACAUGUACUAAACACUAUUGCUUUUUACUUAGUAAAUUUACUGUUUGCUUCCAUGACUGUCCAUCUUCUGAGUCUUUAAAUACAUGCCAGUUCCAGCAUCACAGGGUCCAUUCUCACCCACCCACCCUUCUCCUUAUUUCUAACUUCUUUCUUCACAGGGAGAAACAUGCAAAUUACGAUUAUCUGCAAAAUAUCUACCCAUUUUUCAACACCAGUAAACAUACAAAGUAGUUUAAGAACUGCUAACUCCUGCCCCAGGGAUACCUGGUUUAGAAUGGAGCGCUGGGGGCUGGCAAGGGGACGUGCACGCCCCGCCACUGUCCUCAAAUGCAGACCCAGCGGGAAGUCUGACUGUGUGUUAGAAGCUGGGGGGGAGGGAAGGGAAGCUGGACCAAAACGACAAGAAGAAGACAAAACUUCCUAAAAGCUAGCAAACGUAACACGAAGGGGGAAGCCCCAAGAAUCCAGGACUGUUCGGUGAGUGACAGUAAUCCACAAAUCCAUCCUCCUUUCCGGAGGAGCGAGCGGUGACGGCCUGGGGCAGCAGGACCGAACGAGAAGGGAGGAGGCGCCGGGAAGCUCCGCGUUUGCGGAGCCGUGCGGGCGAGCGGCGGGCAGUGCGGCCGGAGCUGCGGCCGGCAGUCAGGGAGAAAGGAGAAGACCCAGGGAGCCUCCGGGCGAAUCAGGGGCUCGGGUGAUAGCGAGUGAGCAGGAGAGUAUUUCGGGGAGGCUCUAGAGCAGGGAGACCGCCGUCUCCUUCCGGGGCACGUAGGGUUAUGCACGCUGUACCAGUGUUCCCGAACUUUCUCGAUAGACGACGCCCCUCGCCCCGGCCCCAUACGUUCCUUUAGGGGGGUGUCGCCGCUGGCAACCGCUGGAGCCUCUGAACCCCCUUCGGCCAGGACUUUGUCUCGCCUUAAGUUCCGUCCUCUGAGGCGUCGAUGUUCUGCCUCAAACAUUCGAUACGCGUGUUCCAGGCGUCCCCGCCUUCCGCGCCCCACGUCCAGCCCCCUUGCGAAUCCGCGGCCCGGGGGAGCCCCGUCAGAGUGCCCGGGGGCACCAGAGGGGACACGAAUGUAACCUUCGACCUGCCAUCUGAUGCAGCAGUAUUAAAUAGCAGCUCUUGUGGUAAAGAGAAUGCUUCUGACCCCAGUCUCAUGAUUGCUUUUGGAAGAGGACAUGGACUGAUUCUCAAUUUCACAAGAAAUGCAACACGUUACAGUGUUCAGCUGAUGAGUUUUAUUUAUAACUUGUCUGACACACAGAUUUUCCCCAAUGCAAGCUCCAAGGCUAUCAAGACUGUGGAAUCUGCAACUGACAUCAGGGCUGACAUAAAUAAAAAAUACAGAUGUGUGAGCAACAACCAGAUUCACAUGCACAAUGUCACUGUCACACUCCAUGAUGCCACCAUCCAGGCGUACCUUGCCAACAAUAGCUUCAGCAAGGAAGAGACGCACUGUGAGCAAGACGGGCCUUUCCCGACAACGGCGCCGCCGCCGCCUCCCCACCCUUCGCCAUCCCCAGCGCCCGAGAACCCCCCCGUGUACAAGUACAAUGUGAGCGGCAGCAAUGGGACCUGCCUGCUGGCCAACAUGGGGCUGCAGCUGAACGUCACCUACGAGAAGAAGGACAACACGACCAUGACGAGAGUGUUCAGCAUCAACCCGAAUAAGACCACUGCCGGAGGGAGCUGCGGCCCCCAGCUGGUGACCCUGGAGCUCCGCAGCGAGAGCGUCUCUCUCCUGGCCUUCCAUUUUGGAAUGAAUGCAAGUACUAGCCGGUAUUUCCUGCAAGGAAUCCAGUUGAAUAUGACUCUUCCUGACGCCAGAGAUCCCACCUUUAAGGCCGCCAACAGCUCUCUGAAGGCCCUUCAGGCUACCAUCGGGAAUUCGUACAAAUGUAACGCUGAGGAGCGCGUGCAGGUCACAGAGGCCUUCUCCAUCAACAUCUUCAAAGUGUGGGUUCAGGCUUUCCAGGUGCAAGGAGACAAGUUUGGGUCUGUGGAGGAGUGCCAGCUGGAUGAGAACGGCAUGCUGAUCCCCAUUGCCGUGGGCGGUGCCCUAGCAGGGCUGGUCCUCAUCGUCCUCAUCGCCUACCUCGUCGGCAGGAAGAGGAGCCAUGCCGGCUACCAGACCAUUUAGCGCGGCCGCGAGAGGCGCGGGGCAGCGGCCGCUGCGGGCUCUCUGCUCCUUUCCCCGGGCUUCGGUUGGUGUUGAGGGAGGCGCACUUUCUUGCAAACUGAUUUCAGAUCUGCUUUACCCAAUGUGAAGUUCAUCUUGCAACAUUUACUAUGCACAAGAGUAACUUUGAAACGACGGUGUUAAUUUUGCUAACUGGGUUAAAUAUUUUGCUAAUGGUUCAACGUUAAUAUUUACCAAAGUAGAACUUUAAGGUGGGAGGGUAAGAGUGCUUUUCUAAGAGGGGCACUGGCUCCACUGUCAUUUGGCUUUUUAAGAUUCUGGUGUUUGGCCCCUUCAUUCUUGACUGAGAUUUCAGCCUUGCCAAGGGAGGGUCCCUGGUCUUGACCUUAGGACCUCUGAGGAGGGCUGGCUAGGUGUUAGGCCGCUAUGCUUAAGAAAUUAGUAGAGAAAGAAGAUCUUAAAACAGAAGUACUCCAAAAGAUGAAGAUCUGGAACGCUUAAAUUAAGCUUUAGAAGCCAGGACAGGCCCUGCCCCCUGCCCCCCAGGCGGCACAGCUCAGUACUUGGGCAAGGGCGCUCCUAUGCGUCAGGGCCUUUGGUCUUUCCAUGCUCUGCCACUCAAGAGCUGGCACUUUUUUUAAAAUAGAUAAAUGGGUGUUAUUUUUAUUUACCUUUUUGUAAAGUGAUUUCCAGUCUUCUGUUUGAGGUUCAGGGUGAUCCUGUUCUGCACUUGUGUAAAUACUGGGUAUCACACUGAUCUACCCGCUUGCCGCUCGGGAGGCUGUGCACUGAGGACCCUUCAUGUCACGCAUUGCUGUAACAAUGCUAAUAAAGCAUCUCUUUCUUUCUC